UUGUGAGGAUUUGAUUCAGCCAAAGUGAAUUUGUAGCUGCCAAUCAAACGGACACAACCUCCCCAACGACACUCUCAAUGGACGCAGAGGUCAGAGUUCAGAGACCAAACGGCUCCGGGCCCGCGGGCUGCCGCUCGGAUUUGCAGGAGAUUUACUGGCACCUGUGCAACACCUGGGGCAUCGCGGUACAGGCCGCCACCGCUUUAGGCUUCGUGACCUGUGUGGCGACGGCGCUGGGCCUGCUGGUGAGGUGGGGGCACGUGUCUCGUGAGCCCGGGCGAAGAGCGGCCCUCCUGCUGUUCCUGCUGGCCACGGCGGGCGUGUUCGCUUUACCCUUCUCUUUUGUCAUCUCGCUGUCUGCAGAGACGUGCCCGAUACGGGUGUUUCUGUUUGGGGUGUCAUUCGCCGUAGCGUUCGGCGCUCUGGUCGCUCGCGGUCUCGCCCUGCUGGACGUUGGGCUGGCGCUCGGGUGGAGGGAGGUGGGAGUGAUCCUGGCACUGGCGCUGGUGCAGACGAUUAUUGCAGCCGAGUGGCUGCUGGUCGUUUUGGUGCGGGACGGCGGGCCGUGUGCGUUUUCGCAGCUGGAGUUUAUCAUGUUGCAGCUUUACGUGAUGGUGCUGAUGGGUGCGGCGCUGGUGGUGGCUCUGCGCUUCCUCCGAGCUGCAUGUGUGACCUACAGCUACAGUCACACGGGGCACACGCGUCAACGCGCCAAACUGCAAGCCGGGCUGCUGGUCCUCACGCUGUUGUUCAGUGUGUGCGUUUGGGUCACCUGGAUCACUCUGCUCACAUACGGUAACCUCGUAACGGGUCACAGGCCAGACUGGGACGACCCCGUGAUCGGCGUAGCGCUGGCUGUUAACGGCUGGGUGUUGCUGCUCGGACAUGGCUUCCCUCAGGUCCGCUUCCUGUGCCAGCGAGAAGGAUACGCUAAAAAUCCGCCGCUAGACUUCACGGGGUGGACGAGCUCCACGACAGAACCGGCAGCCGAGCCGAAACCGGGCACAGACAACAGCGGCUUCCAGCUGGAUGCAGAUGAAAGAAGAGAUCAAGCGCUGGAAUCAUUUGGAAUCCCCAUGAAAGAAAUCAAUGCUGAGAAAAAUUAUAGGAUCCCACGACCUACAGCAACAAACAUCAACCAAACAUAUGAUCAUUAUUAUGAACACAGACCUUGAGGACACACAAACAGACACACACACACACACACACACACACACACACACACACACACACACACACACACACACACACACACACACACACACACACACACACACACACACACACACACACACACACACACACACACACAGAUGAAGAGAGAUACAGUACAAAUAUACAUCAUGGUUCAAUAAAAUCCUCCAAACUCUAAUACUUGAAGAUUAACUUCCUAAAAAUAAUACAACAUUUAACAACUUAACGUUUUAUUGUUACUUUAAAUGUGGUGAAACAUACUGUCAGUAAGAUAAUCUAAAGCUUUAAAUGAAAGAAUAAUGACACUUACAGUUUUUUUAUGGACCAGUUCAAAAGAUGUAAACAACACUGGUCCAGAAGCACUUCCUGUUUCCGUUUUUUAACACUAGAUAAACGUUGGGAUAAAAUAAACCAACAGAACAUAUAAACCUGAAUUAACUGAAGUUAAACAAACAUCUUAAAGAUAAUAAUAUAUGUAAAAUAAAAAAAUAACUGUCACAAACUGUAACAGGAAGUGUUUCUGGACCAGUGUUGUUUACAUCAUUUGAACUGGUCUAUAUUGCUAAACGCCAGUGGGCACAACUGGAGUCACAUGUGCAAAACUCUAACUACAGUCUGCACAGCAGCAGUUCAUGUGGACCAAACUCUAGUUCGUUUUUCAUUGCUUGAACACAGUUUUCAAAACUUUACACACUUAUCUCAUGACUUUAAACACAACCUGCACAACACUGUGGAUUUACAACACUUUGUUCAAAUGCUAACACACUGCUGUCAAAACUGUCAACCACACAUUCAAAACACAAUUGAUUUCAGCCUUGUGCCUUUCAAACACUGCUGACUGCAAUUUCAUAUAAAUAUAUAAAUAUGAAUAAAUUUAUAUAUAUAAAUAGAUAUAGGUAUAGCAUAGAAAGACUAAUUUUGGAAAUGGAACAAGGAAGACGGGUUCAUGGAGGGAGAAGGGUGGCAUGUAGUGGCCUGAUGCUAGAGAGAGGCAAGAUUAGCCCCUUAAUUAUUUGUUUGAAUUACAGUAUGUACUUUUAGUUUCUACCUUUUUUUCUCAUUACUAAUUCCGUAAAUUACUCCAGACUAUUGAAGCAAACUGCUAAUUUUUAUUUACCUUAAAGAAUUGUUCUGUUCUAAAAAUGUAAAUAAAUCAUGUGAUAAAUAAAUAAAUAAAUCAUGUGAUAAAUAAAUAAAUAAAUCAUGUGAUAAAUAAAUAAAUAAUUAUUUGAAAAAAAUAUUA
Misgurnus anguillicaudatus (oriental weatherfish) is the source of this 2437-nucleotide messenger RNA. Its product is annotated as G-protein coupled receptor family C group 5 member B. Gene Ontology annotation, cellular component: signaling receptor complex; plasma membrane; extracellular exosome. The record is from RefSeq and is a predicted model, not a curated record. Lineage: Eukaryota; Metazoa; Chordata; Actinopteri; Cypriniformes; Cobitidae. Gene Ontology annotation, molecular function: protein kinase activator activity; G protein-coupled receptor activity. Gene Ontology annotation, biological process: G protein-coupled receptor signaling pathway.